Molecule: messenger RNA, 696 nt
Organism: Solea solea (common sole)
Lineage: Eukaryota; Metazoa; Chordata; Actinopteri; Pleuronectiformes; Soleidae
Gene: cd28
Product: CD28 molecule
Exons: 5
Coding region: 1-696 (231 amino acids)
Biological process (GO): T cell receptor signaling pathway; regulation of T cell proliferation
Cellular component (GO): external side of plasma membrane
Source: RefSeq, a predicted model, not a curated record
AUGUUCCCGACGCACUGUGUGAGGGGAUGGAUGUUGAUGACAGUCCUCGGCCUCCUGCUGCCGCCUGUGUGGAGUGCAGUGAAAGUGAUCCAGCCUUACAGAGCGGUGGGCAUCAAUGGCACCGCUCAGGUCCAGUGCUUCAUCCACCCUCAACCGUCCAACCACAUCCAAGCCUCUGACGUAUACCCGUACCCCGACCCCGAGGAGGUUCGCGUGGCUCUGCUGGUGGGUCUCCACGGCAACCGGGAACUUUGUUCAUCCGUUGUCAACCUCACCAAGCACGGAGGGACAGGAGAGAAGAAGGACAGAGAGGUGCAGUGCUCCGUUCAGGUGAUAGAGGGCGCAAUGGAGGUGACAGUGUCUGGUCUCAAAGCCACAGACACAGAGUUGUACCGCUGUCAGAUAGAGGUCCUCUACCCGCCACCAUACCUGCGGCUCACCGGCAACGGCACACUCGUUCAUGUCUUAGGUGACUCUGACUGUCCUAUGCAGGAGCUUCAGAGAGCGUUGGCUCACCGGCGUGAUGAAGGAGAGGAGGGUGAGGGUGGUGAGAUGAAUGCUUCACUCAGUGCUCCUGUGGUAGUGCUGGUGACACUCGUCAUGUUUGUCCUCAUCAUCAUUAUUUACUUCCAGACAAUCCAGUGUCGACAAGGGAGGAGAGAGACAGUACAGACCAUCUCGGGUGGACACUGUUGA